Messenger RNA from Ogataea philodendri, 1134 nucleotides. RefSeq lists its product as uncharacterized. The transcript has a single exon. The record is from RefSeq and is a predicted model, not a curated record. Gene Ontology annotation, molecular function: transcription coregulator activity; RNA polymerase binding. Gene Ontology annotation, cellular component: nucleus. The coding region runs from base 1 to 1134 and encodes 377 amino acids. Lineage: Eukaryota; Fungi; Ascomycota; Pichiomycetes; Pichiales; Pichiaceae.
AUGGACUACGGCACUCCCUUGUACCAGUUGCCACUGUCGGAACACUGGUUAUUGAUUAUAACCAACCGGGGCUACAAGUUCUACUUCAAUUCCAAUGAGCUGGUCUCAUACUGGGAAUUGCCCGAGUCAUGUGUGGCCGAGCUGGACGAAAUGAAGCGUAAGAAAAACGAAAUCUUGUUACUGAUAGGAGUCGCCAGAGGAGCCAAGGUGGACGACUCACGUGCAGGCGACCUGAACGAGCUGUUGCACGGAGAACGAUACCCGCGAGACGUGGUGGAAGAGACUGCACAGAAAAUCACGUCCCCUGAGGAAGAGAGCACUUCAGCGUCGUCAAACACAGCCAAAGAUGGAAUCUCGCUAGGCUACGAGUCGGACAGCGAGCAGGAAGCCGAGUCGUCUUCGUCUGGCGAGUUCAACGUGGCGGCAGGCAAGCCUUCCGACCACGAGUCAGAGCUGGAGUCGGAGAGAGAGCCGGAAAACGAGUCGGAGUCGGACUCAGACUCGGAAUCAGAUGAUGCGGUAGGACUUAAUAUGUCGGAUUUGGAAGAUUAUCAAGAAGACUCGUCAGACGCAGCGGAGCGGUUCUACGAUAUGUGUGUGCGCUACAAGAUCAACCCGUACUCGUCGUACGAUUUGGAAUACGAAAAGUUCAUUAACGAUCCCGUCUACUUUGAGAUCGACGAUGAUGAAAAACGAAGGUCUUUAUUUGAUCGAUGGUGUACACAGGCAGCCAACGCGCAGGACAAGGUGGACCAGUCAACGUUGGCGGUGGUGGGAUUUUGCAAACUGUUGGUGAACAAUGGCGUGAACUUUAAAUAUUAUUUGGAGUUCAAACGCAAGUUCAAAUCUGCCCCCGAGUUCCAGGCUAUCGACUCUGACAAGCUGCGAAAUAAAAUCUUCAACAAGUACAUCGAGUUCCGAAAAAGCGACAAGCUGGCGUUUGUGCUCCAUGCACUGAGAAAGAGCGGAAAACUGGUGGUGCUGACCCGAAAAAUCAACACCAACAAACCACAGAAACUGCUUGACUUCUUGAGCCAAUCCAACUUUAAUAUACAACGAGACAUUGUGGAGUUCAACUUUUUGGACCAAGCCGACCAGACCACUCUGUUGGAACAAUUUUUGGCUAAUGCUUAA